AUGGAUCAUCUUGCCAUUGGGGAAGAAUUCGUGGUUGAACCUCAAUCACUUCCGUCACCAUUGAAAGAUGUGGUAUGCCUCAGUUACAUACUUCUCUAUGAAGAUCUAAGCACGUUACGAGCACUACUGCAGUACUACAGUCAGCGAAGCGAUUUGAUGGUACUGUAUGUGGGCAGCAUGAGUGACGAAGUAUUCGCCGAAACGACGCCCUACAAGUGGAAAAUCGACAUUGUUGCAUGGCCAAUUUUCUCGAAAAGGUUAGCGACACUGGUGGACUCUUGCAUGAUCGCGCUACUG
Molecule: messenger RNA, 297 nt
Organism: Cooperia oncophora
Lineage: Eukaryota; Metazoa; Nematoda; Chromadorea; Rhabditida; Trichostrongylidae
Source: the annotation of a GenBank genome assembly